GAGCGGCGGACAUGGAAACCAUGGCGAGCCCAGCAAAAGACAACAAUUACAGAAUGAAAAGUUACAAAAACAAAGCUUUGAACCCAGAGGAGAUGCGCCGGAGGAGAGAAGAGGAGGGGAUCCAGCUACGCAAACAGAAACGGGAGCAGCAGCUCUUUAAAAGGAGAAAUGUGGAGCUAAUUAAUGAAGAUGGUGCUAUGUUUGACAGUCCCCUGGUCGAUUCCUCGGUCAGCUCUACAGCUGGUAGUGAGGGCGUGAUCACAAUGGAGAUGGUGAAAAUGCUGUUCUCUGAAGAUCCUGAUCUUCAGUUAGUAACUACCCAGCGGUUCAGGAAGCUACUUUCGAAAGAGCCCAAUCCUCCAAUCGACGAGGUGAUAAGCACUCAGGGAGUGGUGGACAGGUUUGUUGAAUUCCUCAAGAGAAGUGAAAACAGCACACUACAGUUUGAAGCUGCGUGGGCGUUAACCAACAUCGCCUCUGGCACCUCACUACAAACUAAGAUAGUGAUCGAGGCCGGAGCAGUCCCGAUCUUCAUUGAAUUGCUAAGUGCUGAUUUUGAAGACGUCCAAGAGCAGGCUGUCUGGGCACUGGGGAACAUCGCUGGAGACAGCUCUGCCUGCCGUGACUAUGUCCUAAAUUGUGGCAUCCUUCCUCCUUUGUUGUUGCUCCUCACAAAAUCUACUAGAUUGACAAUGACACGAAAUGCAGUCUGGGCUUUGUCGAAUCUCUGCAGAGGGAAGAACCCACCUCCAGAGUUUGAGAAGGUGUCGUCCUGUUUGCCGGUCUUGUCUCGAUUGCUCUUCAGCAGCGACUCGGACUUGCUGGCAGAUGCCUGCUGGGCACUUUCCUAUCUGUCGGAUGGACCCAAUGAGAAAAUCCAGGCCGUCAUAGAUUCAGGAGUGUGCCGGCGACUGGUGGAAUUGCUAAUGCACAGCGAUUACAAGGUGGCUUCCCCAGCCUUGAGAGCAGUUGGCAACAUUGUGACGGGGGAUGAUAUCCAAACCCAGGUGAUCCUAAAUUGCUCGGCUUUGCCUUGUCUCCUUCAUCUGCUUAGCAGCCCCAAAGAGUCCAUCCGGAAAGAAGCUUGCUGGACCAUCUCCAACGUGACAGCAGGGAACAGAGCUCAGAUACAGGCGGUCAUAGAUGCAAACAUCUUCCCAGUAUUAAUCGAGAUCCUGCAGAAGGCGGAAUUCCGCACGAGGAAAGAAGCGGCCUGGGCCAUCACAAACGCCACGUCGGGGGGCACGCCAGAGCAGAUUAAAUAUUUAGUAAACCUGGGCUGCAUUAAGCCCCUGUGUGACCUUUUGACCGUCAUGGACGCUAAGAUCGUUCAGGUGGCCCUGAAUGGCCUGGAGAACAUCCUGCGGCUGGGAGAGCAGGAGGCCAAGCAGAGCGGCACUGGCAUCAACCCUUACUGCAGCCUCAUUGAGGAGGCUUAUGGCCUGGAUAAAAUCGAGUUCCUCCAGAGCCACGAAAACCAGGAGAUCUACCAGAAGGCCUUUGACUUGUACGAGCACUAUUUUGGCAUCGAGGACGAUGACUCCACUCUGGCCCCCCAGGUGGACGAAGCUCAGCAGCAGUUCAUCUUCCAGCAGCCCGAGGCCCCCAUGGAAGGCUUCCAGCUAUAACCCGCCUGCGGCGUUGGAGGGGAA
Molecule: messenger RNA, 1652 nt
Organism: Protobothrops mucrosquamatus (brown spotted pit viper)
Lineage: Eukaryota; Metazoa; Chordata; Lepidosauria; Squamata; Viperidae
Gene: KPNA6
Product: karyopherin subunit alpha 6
Exons: 14
Coding region: 12-1628 (538 amino acids)
Biological process (GO): NLS-bearing protein import into nucleus
Cellular component (GO): nucleoplasm; cytoplasm; nucleus
Molecular function (GO): protein binding; nuclear import signal receptor activity
Source: RefSeq, a predicted model, not a curated record